Molecule: messenger RNA, 5245 nt
Organism: Suricata suricatta (meerkat)
Lineage: Eukaryota; Metazoa; Chordata; Mammalia; Carnivora; Herpestidae
Gene: UBE2O
Product: ubiquitin conjugating enzyme E2 O
Exons: 17
Source: RefSeq, a predicted model, not a curated record
AAACGACCUUCAGUCAUCCUACUGGUUGCCUUCAGAGGGGAGCUAGCGCCUGGAGCUCGGUCUGUCCGUCUGGGUGCCGUUAGGGCUCUGGCCAGAGCCACACGCCCAGCACUUAGGACUUGUGUGCUUAGCUGUAGACUGUCACACCCGAGUAAAAGCUGGGCGGGGAAGCGCACCCUGCCCUGGCAUCAGAGGCCACUGUGUCACACCUGUUCUCUUUCUCAGCUGAAGCUAGAGGACCGCUCGGUGGUGCCCCGGGACGUGGUCCGGCACAUGCGAUCCGCCGACAGCCAGUGUGGCACUGUGAUCGACGUGAGCAUCGACUGUGCCGUCAAGCUCAUCGGCACCAACUGCAUCAUCUACCCCGUCAACAGCAAGGACCUGCAGCACAUCUGGCCCUUCAUGUACGGGGACUACAUCGCCUAUGACUGCUGGCUGGGGAAGGUGUACGACCUGAAGAACCAGAUCAUCCUGAAGCUGUCCAACGGCGCCAGGUGCUCCAUGAACACGGAAGAUGGCGCCAAGCUCUACGACGUCUGUCCCCACGUCAGCGACUCUGGUCUCUUCUUUGAUGACUCCUACGGCUUCUACCCGGGCCAGGUGCUCAUCGGCCCUGCCAAGAUCUUCUCGAGCGCCCAGUGGCUGUCUGGGGUCAAGCCUGUGCUCAGCACCAAGAGCAAGUUCCGGGUGGUGGUGGAAGAGGUGCAGGUGGUAGAGCUCAAAGUCACGUGGAUUACCAAGAGUUUCUGUCCAGGGGGCACGGACAGCGUCAGCCCCCCGCCCUCUGUCAUUACCCAGGAAAACCUAGGCAGGGUGAAGCGUCUCGGAUGCUUUGACCAUGCUCAGCGGCAGCUUGGGGAGCGCUGUCUGUAUGUCUUCCCAGCCAAGGUAGAGCCGGCCAAGAUUGCCUGUGAAUGUCCAGAAAAACACUGCGCCCAGGGGGAGGGCUCUAUGGCCAAGAAGGUGAAGCGCCUGUUGAAGAAGCAGGUCGUGAGGAUCAUGUCCUGCUCCCCGGACGCCCAGUGCUCCAGAGACCAUUCCGUGGAGGACCCAGGGAAGAAAGGAGGGGCCAAAGCCAAGAGUGAAACAGGGUCCGUCAGCCCUGAGGAGACGCCCGAUGGGUCCAGCAGCCCGGUGGAGAUGCAGGAGGAGGGCCCAGAGGAGGCCCAGGACACGGGCGAGCAGCUGCCCCCCUUCCUGCUGAAGGAAGGCAGCGACGACAGGCUGCACUCGGCAGAGCAGGACGCGGAUGACGAGGCCGCCGACGACACGGAUGACACCAGCUCGGUGACCUCCUCGGCCAGCUCCACCACCUCCUCCCAGAGUGGCAGCGGCACAAGUAGGAAGAAGAGCAUCCCCUUGUCUAUCAAGAACUUGAAGCGGAAACACAAGCGGAAGAAGAAUAAAAUCACUCGUGACUUUAAGCCGGGGGACAGGGUGGCGGUGGAGGUGGUGACCACCAUGACCUCGGCAGACGUGAUGUGGCAGGACGGCUCCGUGGAGUGCAACAUCCGCUCCAACGACCUCUUCCCCGUGCACCACCUGGACAACAACGAAUUCUGCCCCGGAGACUUCGUGGUGGACAAGCGAGUCCAGAGCUGUCCGGACCCCGCGGUCUACGGCGUGGUGCAGUCUGGGGACCACGUGGGCCGCACCUGCAUGGUGAAGUGGUUCAAGCUGCGGCCCAGCGGCGAUGACGUGGAGCUGAUCGGAGAAGAGGAGGACGUGAGCGUCUACGACAUUGCCGACCACCCUGACUUCCGGUUCCGCACGACUGACAUCGUCAUCCGCAUUGGCAACACCGAGGACGGAGCUCCUCACAAGGAGGAUGAGCCUUCAGUCGGCCAGGUGGCCCGUGUGGACGUCAGCAGCAAGGUGGAGGUCGUGUGGGCCGACAACUCCAAGACCAUCAUCCUGCCCCAGCACUUGUACAACAUCGAGUCUGAGAUUGAGGAGUCGGACUACGACUCGGUGGAAGGCAGCACCAGUGGGGCGUCCUCGGACGAGUGGGAGGAUGACAGUGACAGCUGGGAGACGGACAACGGGCUGGUGGAGGACGAGCACCCCAAGAUAGAGGAGCCUCCCAUCCCGCCCACUGAGCCGCCGGCAGCCCCCGAGGAGGACAAGGGGGUAGUGAUCAGCGAAGAGGCUGCCACGGCCGCCAUCCAGGGGGCCGUGGCCAUGGCCGCCCCCGUGGCUGGGCUGAUGGAGAAGGCCAGCAAAGACGGGCCCCCGAAGAGCUUCCGGGAGUUGAAAGAGGCCAUCAAGAUCCUGGAGAGUCUCAAGAACAUGACUGUGGAGCAGCUCCUGACGGGUUCGCCCACCUCUCCCACUGUGGAGCCCGAGAAACCAACUCGGGAGAAGAAGUUUCUAGAUGACAUCAAGAAACUGCAGGAAAAUCUCAAGAAGACCCUGGACAAUGUGGCCAUCGCAGAGGAGGAGAAGAUGGAGGCGAUGCCAGACACGGAGCGCAAGGAGGAGAAACCCGACGGGCAGUCGCCCGUGAAGGCCGAAUGGCCCAGCGAGACGCCGGUGCUCUGCCAGCAGUGCGGCGGCAAGCCCGGGGUCACCUUCACCAGCGCCAAGGGCGAGGUCUUCUCGGUCCUGGAGUUCGCGCCCUCAAAUCACUCGUUUAAGAAAAUUGAGUUCCAGCCUCCAGAAGCCAAGAAGUUCUUCAGCACGGUGCGGAAGGAGAUGGCGCUGCUGGCCACCUCGCUGCCGGACGGCAUCAUGGUCAAGACCUUCGAGGAUAGAAUGGACCUCUUCUCAGCCCUGAUCAAGGGCCCCACUCGCACCCCCUACGAGGACGGCCUCUACUUGUUUGACAUCCAGCUCCCCAACAUCUACCCGGCCGUGCCCCCCCACUUCUGCUACCUCUCCCAGUGCAGUGGCCGCCUGAAUCCCAACCUGUAUGACAACGGGAAGGUGUGCGUCAGCCUCCUGGGCACCUGGAUCGGAAAGGGCACAGAGAGGUGGACGAGCAAAUCCAGCCUUCUGCAGGUGCUCAUCUCCAUCCAAGGUCUAAUCCUGGUGAACGAACCGUACUACAACGAGGCGGGCUUCGACAGCGACCGGGGCCUGCAGGAGGGCUACGAGAACAGCCGCUGCUACAACGAGAUGGCGCUCAUCCGCGUGGUGCAGUCCAUGACGCAGCUGGUGCGGCGGCCGCCCGAGGUCUUCGAGCAGGAGAUCCGGCAGCACUUCCGCGCCGGCGGCUGGCGGCUGGUGAGCCGCAUCGAGUCCUGGCUGGAGACGCACGCGCUGCUGGAGAGGGCCCAGGCCCUGCCCAACGGGGUCCCCAAGGACAGCAGCUCCCCGGAGCCGCUCGCCGCGGCCGAGCUCUCAGACUACGGCCGAGACGAAGCCGAGGACGGAGGGCUGGCGCCCGGAGAGGCCUCGCAGGGCUCGGACUCGGAGGGCGGCGCCCAGGGCCCGGCCUCGGCCGGCAGGGACCGCACAGACCAGACUUCGGAGGCCGCACCUGACGCCCCGGUGCCCCCCAGUGUCAGACCAAAGAAGCGGAGAAAGAGCUACCGCAGUUUCUUGCCCGAGAAGAGUGGCUACCCUGACAUCGGCUUCCCUCUCUUUCCGCUCUCUAAGGGCUUCAUCAAGAGCAUCCGGGGUGUCCUGACGCAGUUCCGGGCGGCCCUGCUGGAGGCGGGCAUGCCGGAGAGCGUGGAGGGCAAGUAGCCGCCGGCCCUCGAGGAAGAGGCGUCCGGUGGGGAGGGGCCAGCUGCCGCCCACCCCCUCCCUCCCCUGGAGCCUUCCCCCUUCCCGUGUUCUCCUCUGUCCCCAACGCGCCAGCCCUUCCGUUGCCCCCACCCCGAGGUGAGUUUGAUGCUAAAGUGCAAGAAGUUCCAUGAGAUGCUGCCGUUUCUUUUCCGGAACAGUCUUCCAACAGGCCAGUCCCCUGUGGCAAAGAGAAUCUGAAACCUGUUGCUGAUUUUCCGCUUGUCACCCAGGCAGCGCGUCCCGGCACUAGCUCCCUCGCCGUCCCCAUCUCAGGGCGGAGGUGGGGUCUUCCGAGGGCCUGGCGCGGGGCGCUCUCUGCCCGUGGGCGUGCAGCUCGGCCGCAGGACGAGUGGGUGUGCCUUGCAUGAAGUGUGGGCUGCUCCGGCGGUCCCCUCCUCCAGCCCUUCUGACCUCUUCGGUGCCCCCGUAGCUUCCCCGCAGCUGAGGAGUUGUGGCUGCCGUCACGACUCCCGGCCCCGCUCUGGACCGUUGACCGCAGGAUGACCCUCGGGCCUGUUGAACUUGCUCUCUAAGAGAGGUUGGGACCAGGCUGGGUUCAGGGUGACCCCCGGGAGAGGUGGUGGCCUCGCGUGUAACGUGGACCGGGGACCAGGUUGCUGCCGGACGAGUAGACAGCUCUAGGUGCCUUGCUCGUGCAUCCCUGGUAGCUGGGGCCCCGCAGUGCCAGCCUUGCCACUCAGAUGAAAGUGGGUCUGCUCCCUGCUGAGUCAGCAGGGCAGCGGCACAGACACCUGCCGGGCCCUCUCCCGCAGACUCUGCCCCUCCCGUUGUCACAUGCUAACCCUGGGAGGUGACACCGAAGGAGCCAGCCCGCCCUCCCGCCUUCCCUCUUUCCCUCCCUCCCUCUCUCUCUUUCUCUCUCUGUCUCUCGGAUGAGGACGAGGCCUCCUGAUGCUUACAGACUCUGCGGGCUCGGUCUGGGGGGAGAGGUGGCCGACAGGAGCUCCCCUCCCCCGCAGAGACAGGCCCAGAGGUUUACAGUUUUCUAAGCUUUUGAUAACGUGAAGCCCCAGGCUAAGAGGGUGCUGCUGAGCACACUGCAGCUAUGUAAUUUUUGGUGUAUGUAUGUAAUAUUUAAGGUUGAAAGAAAAUAAAUCUCAAAAGCAAAGAUACUAACUCUUAUUAGAAAAAAAAGACAAAAAAAAAAAAAGCCAAAGCAUGACGCGUCUUGUCCGCCUUAAGCUGGCUCCACGCCUGUGCUGUGCCACCCCAGCCAGCGGGCAGCAGCCGCGGGGAAGGACGGAGCGGGCCGCGGGCCGCGGCGCUUGGAGCCCUGAGUCGGCACCUUGUUGGAGAAGCAUCUAGAGUGACUGGCGGGGCUGUGCUUCCCGGUGCGUUGUGCACGUGGAGAUGUGAAUGCCUACUGCUUAAGGCCUCUGUAUAAAGUGCUGUGUGAUUAAACUUUUUUUUUUUACUUGCAUUUUUUCCGUUUGGCUCAUUACAAUGUACAAAAAAGACAAGGUGGCACCAUUAAACCUGCCUCUGCCAUUCA